Messenger RNA from Paramecium primaurelia, 1079 nucleotides. Lineage: Eukaryota; Ciliophora; Oligohymenophorea; Peniculida; Parameciidae. The record is from the annotation of a GenBank genome assembly.
AUGACCCAAUAAAUUAGAUUGAAGUUAGAGGCAAUUAAAAACCAAGAUGGCAAAGUUUAGAACUUUCAAAGAGUUAGGAACAAAAGAUUAUAAAAAUGUAAUCUUGGAUCCGUGGCUGGUAAGCUCGUUAAAGAGUAUGGAAAAUGCAAUUACAAAAAUAUAACGAAAGUGUUAAUGAAUAGUUAAGAACGUAGCCUCUGUUUUUUAGGUAGGUAUUCCACAAGUGUGAUUAAUGUGGGUUAGAGGCAGUUACCUCCAUUUGAUUUUGGAAUUGAUGAUAUAAAUGAUUAAUUUGUUCAUUAGAAGGUUCUGAAAGCACCAAGCAAAUUAGAAAAUGGGGCUAUGUAUUUUGGAGAGUGGUUAAAUGAUUUAAGACAUGGCAAAGGCAUACUAAUAUGUGAGGUAAAUUAUGCAAGAAAAUAUAUUUAAGGAUGGAUCAAAAUAUGAAGGUUAUUUUUAAUAAGGAAAUGCUCAUGGAAGAGGUAGAUUGAUUCAUUCAAAUGGAGAGGUUUAUGAAGGUUAAUGGGAGAAUGAUGAAGCACAUGGAUUAGGCACAUACAUUCAUGAAGAUGGAGCAACUUAUACUGGUUUAUGGGAACAUGAUUUAUAACAUGGUAAAGGAUGUGAAAAAUGGCCAGAUGGAAGGUAUGGUGAUGAGAUUAAAAGUAGUUAUUUUGAAGGGUUUUAUAAGCAUGGAAAGAAGGAAGGAUUGGGUAAAUUUUUAUGGAUUGAUGGAGCUAAAUAUGAAGGAGAGUUUAAAGGUAAUAAUAUUGAUGGAUAUGGAAAAUAUAGUUGGCCAGAUAACAAAUAUUAUCAAGGAUAUUGGAAAAAUAAUAAAAAGUAUAUAAUAUAAUAAAAAUAGAAAUGGAAAAGGUAAGUAUGUAUGGCCAGAUGGGAAAAUAUAUGAAGGAGAUUUUGUAAAUGAUUAAAAGCAUGGUUAAGGUAUUUUGAAGUUUCCAGAUGGUAGAACAUAUGAAGGAGAGUGGUAGAAUGAUAAAUAACAUGGGAAGGCAUUACUAAGAUUACCAAACGGUAAGAUAUCUAAUGGUGAAUGGAAAAAUGGAAUUCGUAUCAAUUGA